GGUGCAACGGGGCGGGGCGUGUGCGGACGGAGAGGAACCGGCAGCCCCGGGAUGGUGCUGCUGGAGAGCGAGCAGUUCCUGACGGAGCUGACCAGACUCUUCCAGAAAUGCCGGUUGUCGGGCAGCGUCUUCAUCACCUUGAAGAAGUAUGAUGGUCGAACGAAACCCAUCCCAAGGAAAGGUUCUGUGGAGGGCUUUGAGCCCUCAGACAACAAAUGUCUGUUAAGAGCUACUGAUGGGAAGAAGAAGAUCAGCACGGUGGUGAGCUCCAAAGAAGUGAAUAAGUUUCAGAUGGCCUAUUCAAACCUGUUGAGAGCCAACAUGGACGGACUCAAGAAGAGGGACAAAAAGAGCAAGAGCAAGAAGAGCAAAGCGGCGCAGUGAGAGAGAGGCAGGGAAGGUCCUGUUCCCACCACCUAACCACUGAAUUGCUAGUCUUCCUUUGUUUUUUUUUCCCUUUUGGCCACAAAGCUAGGUUUCUGGCUCCCCAUAGCUACUGUUUUCAUGUGCGAUUAGGGUCAUCUGGGAGAGAAGGGUUGAGUGUUUACAGGGUAGUUGUGGUGAGAAGCCAGUUUAUUUUAGAUCUGGUUGAUUGGUCUGUGUUGCAUGGUUGUAUUUUCCUGGAUUAUAGCUUAAAAGUCUCCGUAGUCAUCUCUGUGAAGUGCAAUGUAUCAUUAAACCUGUCUAUGAGCAUA
This is a messenger RNA of Lepus europaeus (European hare), 695 nucleotides long. It is a transcript of the gene SRP14, whose product is annotated as signal recognition particle 14. Gene Ontology annotation, biological process: SRP-dependent cotranslational protein targeting to membrane. The transcript is spliced from 5 exons. The record is from RefSeq and is a predicted model, not a curated record. Lineage: Eukaryota; Metazoa; Chordata; Mammalia; Lagomorpha; Leporidae. The coding region runs from base 52 to 384 and encodes 110 amino acids. Gene Ontology annotation, cellular component: signal recognition particle, endoplasmic reticulum targeting. Gene Ontology annotation, molecular function: endoplasmic reticulum signal sequence receptor activity; 7S RNA binding.